This is a messenger RNA of Calliphora vicina (urban bluebottle blowfly), 2976 nucleotides long. RefSeq lists its product as uncharacterized. The record is from RefSeq and is a predicted model, not a curated record. The transcript has 7 exons. NCBI's taxonomy places the organism in Eukaryota, Metazoa, Arthropoda, Insecta, Diptera, Calliphoridae. Bases 1 to 2736 code for a protein of 911 amino acids.
AUGCACAAGAAACAACGAAAAUUUCAACAGCCAAAGUGUCUGCAUGUUAUAACCUGCCUUUUAUUUAGUUGUCUGGUACUUGUAUUAGAAUGGCAGGCUACUCUAGCAACACCCAUUAUAACGACAGCCGCAACAACUUCAACCGCGUCAGCAGCCACCAGAAGGUUAAGAAAUCAUGAAGUGGGAGGCGGUGGUGGCCCAAGACGAAGACGUGUUGGUGGCAUUGAGGGUGGCACAAGUACUGGUAGUUCACCAUGUGAACAUAAAAGUCUUAGUGAACUCAUCAAAACAAGUCCAGUGAUACUUAAGGCCUUGGGAGCCCACAUUUUUAAUCAUGACGAUGAUGAAGAUUUACGUAUUCUGCACAAUAGUAACGAUGCAUUAUUGUUAAAAUGGCAAAAUGAACAAAAUAAAGUUCUUACAUCUUUAAAGAGAACACAAAAAACACAAAAAUUAACAUCAUCAUCGCAAUCCUCACAAAGGACAACAAAAACUGCUGAAAAAACAACAAGACAGCAACAAAACAAGCACAAACAGCAGAAGCAGCAGCAAACUUUUAGUGAUGCUGCAACUAAUAGAGCCGCCAUGCUGGCGUCUAUGAAUGCUGAUGCCAUUUUAAUAACAUUAACACCGGAAACAAUCUACAAAGGAGCAUCGUUACUAAAAAUGACACCCAAUGCUGCUGAACAUGCAACCUCACAAAGCACGAAUACUGGCGGCAGCGGCAGUAGUAGCAACAACAUGGCCAGUAGUAGUGGUAAUAGUGGUAAAGGCACCGGCAGCAGUACGAUUGACAGUAAUAAUGGCAACAGUGCCAAUGGUGGUACUGGUACUGGCUACAACAGUGGCACUAUUAAUUCAUCAGAGGCUUCGUAUUUAUAUGAGGGCCAAUUAAAUGCAACUGUUCAACCGUUAUCAUGUUUUGAUGAAAAUUUAUUGAAAAUGUUGCCAAGUGAUUUAAUUAUCUUUGGCAAAUUGAUAACAAUAGAAGAGCAGCAACAUCAACAAGAUGAUUUAUUAAUGGAUCUCCAUGACUACACAUCAUCCUCAUCGUCGUCAACAUUAUCACAGCGUCGCCAACAGCAGCUGCCAACAAAGGAUGUAUUGAAAAUCAGUAUAAAUGGUUUACAUCGUUGGUCCACGCAGUUUGAAAAUUACAUAUGGAAACAUUUGGGUUGGGACGAUUGGAGUGAUUUCACUGUGUGUAGUGUGGCUUGUGGCAAAGGUGUGCAACAACGUUUUCGACGUUGCCUGCUGGAUAAUCCAUUGGUUAAUUUGAACAUGAAUUUCAAUAAUGAUGACGACGAGGACGAUGCUGAUGAGGACAUAGAUGUUGAUGCUGAUGUCGUUGUGGAAGUAGAUGAAGCCGAAGAAGACGAGGAGGAGGAUGAUAAUGAAACAAUGAUUGUUGAUGAUGAAAUAAGUGAGCAACACAAUACAAUAGAUGAGGCAGAUAGUAGGAGUGAUGAUGAGCGUGUUGGCUACAAAGUAAAUGUAACUGUUGGCAAAAAGAAGGAUGUGGCAAAAACUAUAACAACACCAGCUACAACUACAACAACGGAUGUUAAUCAUCAUCAUCACAGCAACGACAAAGUGUUGCUUAAAACGGAUACUUUAAUAACAGGCAACAUGUUGCAUUUUGUGACAACAGUCCAAACGGAGAUUAAAGUGGAAAAUUCUACAACAGAAGAGCCUGAAGUUAUGCGCAUAUUUGAGGGUCAUUUCAAUGAUACAUUUAGUGAAAACCCAUCAUCUGCAACAGCACCCGAAGCUCUGACAGCAACCUUAACACUGAACAAUGAAAAAUCAUUUAAAACUCAAUUCUCGUCGGUCGCUACGACAUCAUUAAAGGACAAAAAGGAUACUAGAAAAUUAAAAAAGCUUCAACAGCAACAACAGUUAAAAGUAAAACGUAAAAAGCAUAAAUCAGCGAAAUUAUUUUCAACCAUGUCCUGUGAGGGCUACAACAUCGAGCAAAGGAACUGCAACAGUUUCGAAUGCAGUGAUGAUAUUAAUGACUUAUUGAAAUUUUAUCGUAAAUAUCCCACAACCGAUGAAACAAAUACAGCCUCAACACAACCAAUGACGAUGGACUUAUAUACAAUAGCGGCUGCAUCGUCAUCAUACUCAACAAUAAGUGGUUCGGUAACAUCGUCAGCUUUAUCUUCAUCUACAAUAAAUAGUAAAAGUGAUGGAACAGAAACGAAUAAUCAAAAUAUCAAUACAUUCACAACGCCCAUCAACAUGGGCUAUGUACAAAACUGGCACAAUCCAUUAAAUUUUACUAUUAUGUUGACUUUAAGAGUUAAGAAUGAUAGUUAUACAACAGCGACAAUAUUUUCCAUACGCAAUUCCACACACAAUCUCUAUUUGGAAUCCUGCAAAGAUGGUUUACGUUUGUACUUAGAACGAGAUAAAACUACCGAAAUGUUACCCAUUAAAUUUAAUUUAUACGAUUACCAUUGGCAUCAAGUUGCUAUAAGCAUACAAAAUGGUGAUUUUAUAUCAAUUCACGUUGAUUGUUCCUGGACAAACAGUUUUGUUGUUUCAAAACGUUUAUUUUCACUGCCGGUCACAGCGGAUGUUGAAAUAGGCAGAGGCUUCAAUGGCGAACUACAGCAACUCCUCAUAUUACCCGAACAUCAAGAACGCUACCAGUGCUCAGAGAAACGCACAUCAAUAAACGAAGUUAAACGCUACAUAAUCGAUACAUUUAUAGAUGAUUAUGCCAACUAAAUAUUGUUGAACAUUGUGAAGGAACAAUAAAGAAAUUUAAAACUUACAUACAUACGAAUAGGAAAUAUUACUAUUAAAAAUUUGCUAAGAAUGAAAUAUUUAAACGUAAAAAUAAAAUGUGAAGACCCCCCUGAAUAUUCUGAAUAUAUUUUUCAUAAAUUUUAAAAAAACUAUAAACAAUAAAUGUAAUUGAUAGAUAAAUUAUACUUAAUAUAAGAAUGAAAAUAUUAAAAAUGAAAA